This is a messenger RNA of Dunckerocampus dactyliophorus (ringed pipefish), 875 nucleotides long. It is a transcript of the gene glo1, whose product is annotated as glyoxalase 1. The transcript is spliced from 6 exons. Gene Ontology annotation, molecular function: lactoylglutathione lyase activity; metal ion binding. Bases 104 to 646 code for a protein of 180 amino acids. NCBI's taxonomy places the organism in Eukaryota, Metazoa, Chordata, Actinopteri, Syngnathiformes, Syngnathidae. The record is from RefSeq and is a predicted model, not a curated record.
CAGCCCGAAGGCUGCCGAGUCCGAGGCGAGUGUCGACGAUCACCAUCGAGCCCCACAUUUAGUAAUAUGUCAUCCAGGUCCUGACUUAACAUUCAAGGCAAAAAUGAGUGACAAGGGUAUAUCGGACGAGGUAGUGGCGGCGGCUUGUAAAGAAGCAGAUCCAAUUACCAAGGACUUCAUGAUGCAGCAGACGAUGCUGCGAGUGAAGGAUCCUGUGAAAUCCUUGGAUUUUUACACCAGAAUCCUCGGCAUGACGCUGCUGCAGAAGUUUGACUUCCCCUCCAUGAAAUUCUCUCUCUUCUUCCUGGGCUACGAGGACAAGAAUGAGAUCCCUGCUGACGUGAAGGACAGGACAUCCUGGACGUUUUCCCGCAGAGCCACCAUCGAGCUGACACAUAACUGGGGGUCCGAGACUGAUGAAAGUCAGUCGUACCACAACGGAAACUCGGAUCCACGCGGCUUCGGACACAUCGGCAUCGCCGUUCCCGACGUCAACAAAGCGUGCAAAUUGUUUGAAGAGCAAGACGUCACGUUUGUCAAGAAGCCAGACGAUGGUAAAAUGAAAGGUUUGGCCUUCAUUCAGGACCCCGACGGCUACUGGAUCGAGAUCCUAAGUCCCAACAACAUGAUUUCCAUCACCAGCUAAAUCGGAGAGCGAGAGUAGGACUUUGUGCGUUAGAGAGGGUGACAUCCUGCGGCGCGGAGGGAAACACGCACAAAUUGGCGCGCAUGACUCAAGCAGGAGCUGCACCUACACGGGACAGUUGACGAGCACGUAGAUUUGAAACGUUAGCUUUUGUUCUCCUAGCAACUACUCUCAUCUAUGGGUGGUGAUGUGGUGCUGAAUAAGCUGUGUAAUAAAUGUGAGAGCUGUC